Oncorhynchus tshawytscha (Chinook salmon) is the source of this 2593-nucleotide messenger RNA. RefSeq lists its product as uncharacterized. The transcript has 3 exons. The record is from RefSeq and is a predicted model, not a curated record. NCBI's taxonomy places the organism in Eukaryota, Metazoa, Chordata, Actinopteri, Salmoniformes, Salmonidae. Bases 1 to 1041 code for a protein of 346 amino acids.
AUGGAGGCCAUCCUCUCCCCCUUCGAGCAUCAGGUCCUCUGCCACCUCCCCCGGGCAGGUGUGCUGGGCAAGCGGGGGCGCAUCCAGCCCCUCAUCCUGCCCCCGCACUGCGAGUCCUGCCUGGAGCUGCUCCUUCAGACCUCCUCCAACGUGGGCGUCGACCCCCACAGCCCCUACGUCUUCUCCCGGCCUUUCCAUUCGCCCGCCACGCCGCUCCGGGGCACCGACCUACUGCGCAACCUGGCGCGGGCCAGCGGCGCCAAGAACCCCCGGGCGUUGACCCAGACACGGGCGCGCCAGCAGGUAGCCAUUCUCACCCAGCUACUGCUCCUGGAGGAAGGCGAGGGGCAGGGCCAGCCGGGCGGGGCUGCCGCCAAGCGCCUGGAAGACUUCCUGCAGAGGGAGUACCACGUGACCCAGAGCUGCGCCACGAUAGGCCGAGACCCGGCGCUGAUGGGCCGUGUGGGCAGGGUGGUGAUCUAUGGGGAAAAGGAGGGGGUCCUCUUCAGAGGGAUGAGUCUGCAGCACAUCUGUCUGGAGCUGGAUGUGAUGUCAGGAAACUCUGCGGACUCCUUCUCAGACGACUCGGACGUGGAGGCAGAGAAGGUUAAGGAGAAGGUUAAGGAGAAGGUUAAAGAGAAGGUUAAGGAGAAGGUGGAGGAGAAGGAGAAGGUGGGGGAGGUGAAGAAGCAACCAGGUCAACCCCCCAGCAAGAAUAAAGCCCCCGCUCCCUCCCCGGUCAACCCCUCGCUCCCUGGUGCCCAUAAGAGGAGGAUCAUUCAACCCAAGUCCGGGAAGCGUGGGGUGCUGAAACGGCCCUGGUCGGAGGCGGAGCGCAUCGCCGUGGAGACGCACCUGAAGAGGAACAUCAUGGAGCAGCGCGUGCCAGCCAAGGCGGACUGCGAGCGCUGCCUGCAGCUCUGUCCCCUGCUGGUCAGCAACCAGCGUGACUGGAGAGCCAUCAAGUUCUACUGCCACAACCGUAUCCAGCUACUGAAGAAGCAAGGCAGGAGGGAGAGGGCAGGGAACUCUGUUAGAUAGAGAUGGGAGAGAGCGAGAGAACUGACUUCAACCAUCUGGAGUGGCCCUAUUCUAGUCCUGGAGAACUGCAGUCUGCUUGUUUUUCGUCCGAAUUUACCUGACCUCUGACCUGACCUUAGAGGUCGUUCCUGGGACUAGGUGUGCACUAUCAGUCCUAGCCCUGUAGCCCAGUAAUGCAGUGUUGUCUUCAUCAAGAGUCAAGGAGAGAAUUAACUGGGAUUAGUUGAAAUAUCUCCUCUGACCAGGGGACAUAUCCACAUAGUGUCUCAAAGGGGUCUAGGAAUCCUGUUAAAUCCUGUUUUUAAGACCCAAAAAAAGCCCCCCAGCUCACAGUAGGUUUUAUGAUGUUAAGACACUGACCAGACAAACACUGAACCAGGAGUAACAUCAACUCCUAAAAAGGUUCAUCUCAGCUGGUCGUCACGACAGUUUGAGGUACCGCAAAGGAAUGAUGGUGAUGACACUCAUCGUUGUAAAUUAUUGGAAAUAACCAAUCACGAAGAGGCAUGGCCAGCUGUGAACUGUAUAGCACGUUUUCAGACACCCAGAUGAACGUGACCGUACAUCAAAUGUUGCAAUGGUAAAACACUUGAUAUAAUUUGUCUGACACGAUCACUUUGCCUAACUCCUAAUUAUUGCCUAAUAUGUUGGCAUGCAUAACCUUUUUUUUUUUUUACCAAUUCUGAUGUUUUUUAGUUUUUUUAAAGCGUAAGUUUUAUAAUAUGGUCGCUAACACUCUGAACUCCUGGAUGAUUAUUCUAAAUGUAUUUUGUACGUUACUGUAGGCAUCACGUCUUUUACUGAUAAUGUUGCAUUAAAACCUAUCAUUUUCAACACCCAAUCAAAGUUAACAUAGGCCCGAAAUACCUUCAGUGGCCCAAUAUUACUUAGGCAUAUUAUUUAACAGUGUUGCAGGCCUUUUUUUAUUUUUAUGAUCAAGACACCUGCUGGUAACUCUUAACUGGUGAGGUCAGAUCAUGAGGUCUCUUAAAUAUCUGUCAACUAGUUUAGGUUUAAUGCCUAGCUUUUAUUUUUUUUUAUUUUACCCGUAAGAGUAGGAGUAAAAUGUCUCUUCUCAGCACUUACGACACAUUUUCUACUCCUGAGACGCUUUGUGGAUACGGGCCCUGGAUUACGAAACAACAGUCCUAGAAGUUUCUGGAGAAUCCCGAGUUUAAAACCCUUUUAUUUCAAUCUGUUGGGAAAUGACUGAGAAAAAGUGAGGGAGUUCAAAGCAGUGGACCUCCACUGAAAGCUGAAGACCAAAUGUGAAUAUUACGUUGUCUUUACAAAGAUGUAGGAAGAAACACAUGGAUUAAACCAAUACGACCCCCCCCACCACCACCACCACCACCCUAGAAUGAGCAUACAUGUCAUAUGGGUUAAACCAAUACGACCCCCCCCCACCACCACCACCACCCUAGAAUGAGCAUACAUGUCAUAUGGGUUAAACCAAUACGACCCCCCACCACCACCACCACUACCCUAGUAUGAGCAUACCUGUCAUAUGGGUUAAACCAAUACGACCCCCCCACCACCACCACCCUAGAAU